AUAAAAAACAUUCAACGAAGCCAUGUGCCGAAGUCAGUGGCGGACGCGGAGCCCUCUCUCUCUCACCAGACAACACGUUUGUCUCCCACUGUAAACCAAAAAUCCAAAAUUCCGAGCCAUGGCUGUGGCGACCAUGAAGAUCGUGUUCGGCCUGCUAACACUCGUCACAGUCGGAAUGAUUAUAGGUGCUUUGUUUCAAUUAGCAUUCAUACGAAGGUUGGAAGAUUCCUAUGAGGUUCCAUCGUUUAGAAGAUUGCAGGGACAUCAGAAUGAUGGCUAUCUUCACCUGCCCAGAGGUAUUCCCCUCUGGGAUAAUGACAAGGAAGCAAGAAUUUUACGUCUUGGAUUUGUCAAACCUGAAAUAAUGAGCUGGUCACCUCGAAUAAUUUUACUUCAUAAUUUUUUGAGCAAUGAGGAAUGUGACUAUCUUAGAGCUAUAGCCCUCCCCCGACUUCAAAUUUCUACUGUAGUGGAUACGAAAACUGGGAAGGGAAUUAAAAGUGAUGUUAGGACUAGCUCUGGUAUGUUUUUGAGUCCUGAAGAAAAGAAGUAUCCAAUGAUACAGGCAAUUGAAAAACGAAUAUCUAUCUAUUCUCAAGUACCAGUAGAAAAUGGUGAGCUCAUACAAGUGUUAAGGUAUGAGAAGACUCAGUUUUACAAACCCCACCAUGACUACUUUUCUGAUACUUUCAAUGUGAAGCGAGGUGGUCAGCGAAUAGCAACAAUCCUCAUGUAUUUAAGUGACAAUGUUGAAGGAGGAGAAACAUAUUUCCCUUUGGCUGGUACGGGUGAGUGUAGCUGUGGUGGGAAGAUGGUUAAAGGGUUGUCUGUUAAACCGAUUAAAGGAGAUGCAGUACUUUUUUGGAGCAUGGGUCUAGAUGGACAGUCAGAUCCAAGUAGCAUACAUGGAGGAUGUGAGGUGCUAGCUGGGGAAAAGUGGUCGGCUACAAAAUGGAUGAGGCAGAGAUCUGCAAAUUGAUUUUUAUAGCUUUUACCCAUCUCUCCGAAAUUCAGAAAAGGGCUUCUUCCUCUUCAUGGGCUUUUCGUCCUGACAUAUUAACCCCCUUAUUUCAAUGACUGGUGACUGAAUAAUUUGUAAGAAUGCAAGUAUCAAAUACGCAAACAAAUUAUUAGGCAAGUUGAGUUGAGAACCUUGUGUUGACACCCUUUGUGUACUGAAGAGAUUGGUCUUCCUCCACUGUCAGCGGCGUCCCGCAUAGGGGCAGCCAUUCUAGUUUAUGAUAACAGCAAGGACCGAUUCAUAUUUACAACUAUAGUUGUAUGUAUAAAGUACAUCAGGCUGACGACAUGAAGAAAAGUAAGGAUUUAAGAUGAAUAAAAGAGUGGGGACGUCUAAACAAAA
This is a messenger RNA of Carya illinoinensis, 1363 nucleotides long. Its product is annotated as prolyl 4-hydroxylase 1. Gene Ontology annotation, molecular function: iron ion binding; procollagen-proline 4-dioxygenase activity; L-ascorbic acid binding. Bases 119 to 979 code for a protein of 286 amino acids. The record is from RefSeq and is a predicted model, not a curated record. Gene Ontology annotation, biological process: peptidyl-proline hydroxylation to 4-hydroxy-L-proline. Gene Ontology annotation, cellular component: endoplasmic reticulum. Lineage: Eukaryota; Viridiplantae; Streptophyta; Magnoliopsida; Fagales; Juglandaceae. The transcript is spliced from 12 exons.